AUGGAUAUCAAGAGGCUGAUCAGAGCUCAUUCAAGUGCUAUCCGACCUGAUUUGACAGCCCCCAACAAGCUAUUACGGCUUAAGUUCUCUCUUGAACAGAUUGAGUAUGAUAGAAUAUGCAUGGCCCUAAAGUUUAAGCCUAUGCACAAUGUAGUGCAUAUUGAUGAGAAGUGGUUCUAUAUCACCAAGACAAACCACAGAUUUUACUUAACACCACAAGAAACUGAACCACAUCGCACAUGUAAGAGUAAGAAGUUCAUCACUAAGGUUAUGUUUAUGUGUGCGGUGUGUAGACCAAUUUUCGACACAGAUGGGAGUGUGUUGUUUGAUGGCAAAAUAGGAAUCUUUCCUUUCACUGAGAUGGUGCCAGCCAAGAGAUCAAGCAAGAACAGGCAGGCUGGAACAUUAGAAGAGAAGACAAUUCAGUCCAUCACUAAAGAAGUGAUCAAGGACUGCAUCAUCAAUAAGAUUAUUCCAGCAAUAAAGGCAAAAUGGCCUGCAAAUGCAAGCAAAACAAUCUUCAUUCAACAAGAUAAUGCUAAGCCGCAUAUUAAAGACAGUGAUCCAGAUUUUAGGGCUGCUGCAACAGCCGAUGGCUUUGAUAUUAGGAUUGUCCAUCAACCUCCAAAUAGCCCUGACACCAACAUCAAUGACUUGGGUUGGUUUAGGGCUAUUCAAAGCUUGCAAGUGCAAUCAGUUUGCUCAAACGUGGAAGAUUUAGUUAAAGCAGUUCAGGUUUCAUUCAAUGAGCUAAGUCCUAACACAUUGAAUGCUGUUUUCUUGAGUUUACAGGGUUGCUUAACUGAGAUAAUGAAAGUGAGAGGGCAAAACAGUUACAAGCUCCCACAUAUGAAGAAAGGAGUGCUUGCAAGACAAGAUGCACUUCCAUUGACUUUGGAAGUGCCAAAACAGCUAGUGGAAGAGUGCAUUCAGUACUUGCUUGACAAAGGAGUAGUUGAAGGUAUUCCCCAACUGAAAGAAGCUUUGGGAAUAGACACUUGUAGUAUUAGAUCAAUGGAGGCUGCCUUCAAUCAACUCAUGUUGAUUGAGACUGCCUGCAUUGGUUAG
Molecule: messenger RNA, 1068 nt
Organism: Salvia miltiorrhiza (redroot sage)
Lineage: Eukaryota; Viridiplantae; Streptophyta; Magnoliopsida; Lamiales; Lamiaceae
Exons: 2
Coding region: 1-1068 (355 amino acids)
Molecular function (GO): nucleic acid binding
Source: RefSeq, a predicted model, not a curated record